This is a messenger RNA of Anneissia japonica, 1291 nucleotides long. RefSeq names its product kappa-type opioid receptor-like. The transcript has a single exon. Gene Ontology annotation, cellular component: membrane. The record is from RefSeq and is a predicted model, not a curated record. NCBI's taxonomy places the organism in Eukaryota, Metazoa, Echinodermata, Crinoidea, Comatulida, Comatulidae. Gene Ontology annotation, biological process: G protein-coupled receptor signaling pathway. Gene Ontology annotation, molecular function: G protein-coupled receptor activity. The coding region runs from base 104 to 1072 and encodes 322 amino acids.
UUCUCAUUAUUAUAGCCAACAGUACAGUAUUAACAAUUUAAGCCUUAUAAUGGAGUUAAGCAACUUUUUGUGAUCCUCUAGGCACUUAUAAUAUAAUUUAUACAUGAUCGACUGUUUGACAACUAAUUUUACCUUUUUUACUAGAAGCAUGACAACCGUAAUAGACGAUGGCGACAGAGAACUUAUAAUUACUACAAUUCGCUUUACAGUUGGUUUCUUUGUAAUAUCAGCCAAUAUCUUCGUACUAGUGAUGUUUUUAUGGGCCAGGAUCCACAAGAAGUCUUUUACUUACUCUCUUCUUCUACAUCAGUCGGUGAUCGAUAUCAUUGCAAGUUGUUUGUUUCUAGUUUACUUUACCAAUUCGGCACCAAACGGAGUUCACGGUAAAAUAUUCUGUAAAACACGCUCCGUUUUCUGGUCAUUUAUGUACGCGUCAACGUACAACCAUAUCAUCAUGACCAUAGGACGCUAUAUUGCUGUAAUUCAUCCGAUAACGUAUAGAGAAAAAAUCCACAAUAAGAGCAACAAACGAUACCUGGUAAUUCCUCACAUCGUUGGUAUUACAGUCGCAUGCCACCUCGCAGUUCUUGGCGACACGAAUAAUGCAGGAAAGUGUUACUUCAAUUAUAGCAGUGACGCCUCCAGAGUUGCAUCGGGUCUUUUUAUUUUCGUAAUUUCUUGGCUGAUACCGUUCCUGAUUAUAAUCGUCUGCUACACGUUCAUACUAAAAACACUUUACUACAGAGUACAGCCUAAAUGUACUGAAAAGUCGAGCCAUGGGAAAAAAUAUUUUACACGUAAUAUUCGAAGUAUUACGUAUAUGCUAUUAUUAGUUACCAUAGCAUUCCUGUUUUGCUGGACCCCGAAUCAUAUACUCUAUCUGUUUUAUACGAUCUCAAAGUCUUUUGAGUAUAAUUCCUCACUCAUUAAUGAGAUCACAGUAAUCCUCAAUGCUGUUAAUCUUAUGAUUAAUCCUAUCAUUUAUGCUUUCAAGUUUAAUGAUUUUAAGUUGGCGGUAAGGAAAUUCUACAAGGAAUAUUUUACAAAUGUAAUGGUAGCCUCCCGUAUAUGACGAAAAAAGCUGAGAUGGUAGACGCCUACAAUGCCAUAACCUAAAGCUUGUUUCCCACUAGGACGCAACGCAACGAAUCAAUUCAACUUUUCGCAACGCAAGCGCCGCAACGCAAGCAAAAAGCUAAUUUGCGCAUGUUACUGUUGGAUUUGUAGUUAGUGCUUCGUGUUUACAUAUUUUUGAUCUGUCAUCUUAGACCGUCGCGAUUGCUCUAGUCAU